Messenger RNA from Caretta caretta (loggerhead turtle), 8089 nucleotides. NCBI's taxonomy places the organism in Eukaryota, Metazoa, Chordata, Testudines, Cheloniidae. The record is from RefSeq and is a predicted model, not a curated record.
UACUGCGGCCCUUUCCCAGACUCUUCUUGCUGCAGAGCAGAAACUGAAACAGCCCAGCUGCAGAAGGGAUGCGCUUAUUCCUGUUGCUCGGACUCUAAGCUUUCCUAGCCUGCUUGCUAGCUUUCGGGGGGCUGUGCAGAAAACUGGCUGGGACCCUGUCUGCUGACGCCCAUGUAACUGGCUGCAGGUCUCUCAGGCAGUUGCACCACAGAGAAAACCAACGGAUCUGUGCACCUUCCUACUAAGAGAAGGGGCCUUUUCAGCUCCGCCACAGCCUGUGUCUGAAAGAACCCGGAGCUGGAGCAGCUGUUGCACUGAGUGGUGCUGCCGCUGACUUCAGUAACCAUAGCAACAGCAUCAGCACCAUCACCAUCCUCCUCCUCCUCACUCAUUCUCCUCCUCCUUGGCAUCGUCAGUACCGGGAGCAGGAGCAGCAGCAGCAGCCCUGACAGGAGCCAGAGCCCAGCAGUAGGGACUGCAAUCAGCCCACUGCCUUUCUGUACCUGCUCCAUCGACACCAGCAGCAGUAACCACAACCUUGUUUCCUACGGGGAGCGGGAGGGAGUGUGUUGAGGGAGGACCCCACAAAGACCCAGGUGAUGACCUGAAAAGAUCAUGUCUGAGGUACAGGGAACGGUCGAGUUUUCUGUGGAACUUCACAAAUUCCAUAAUGUGGAUCUCUUCCAGAGAGGAUACUACCAGAUACGAGCAGGGUUGAAACUUCCAUCCAGGAUUCCCCAUAGACUGGCUGCAACAAUCAUAGAGCAAACAGGUGACUCUAGCCUCUCUUCAGCCUGCGUUCAUGAGAACAGCGUGCACAGUAGAAUAUUUCAGAUCUUAUACAGGAACGAAGAGAUUGUUAUGAACGAAUCGAUGAACUUCAGGGUCCACUUACUCCUAGAUGGCGAGAGGGUGGAAGAUGCAUUAAGCGAAGGAGAUUUUCAGCUCAAGUUGGACCUGCACUUUACUGAUAGUGAACAACAGUUGAGAGACAUUCCAGCAAUCCCUUUGAUAAGCAGCCGUACUUUGGGUCUUCACUUCCAUCCAAGAAGAGGCUUGCACCACCAUGUUCCUGUCAUGUUUGACUAUUUCCACCUGUCAGUGAUAUCUGUUACAGUACAUGCCUCACUGGUAGCGUUACACCAGCCACUGAUCAGCUUUGCUCGUCCAGGGAAAGGGUCGUGGCUGGGUAAGGGCAGCCUGGAGACAGGACCAGACCAGUCCAGUAUGUCAUUAGAGAAUCUAGUGUUUGGAGCUGGCUACUGCAAACCGACGUCAUCUGAGGGUAGCUUUUAUGUCCCUUCUGAAAACUGCAUGCAGCAUGCAUACAAAUGGCAUAAGGACCUGUGUCUGCUGCUCUUGAAUGCAUACAGAGGGCUUCAUGUGUACUACACAGUCAUAAUGAAAGAGAUUCCAGAUUUGCCACAACUGAAGUUAGCGGAGCUAGCUGUGGAAGAUACGCUAUCUCAACUUUGUACAGAGCUGCAGAUGUUGAACAAUCCAGAGAAGAUAGCAGAGCAGAUUAGCAAGGACGUAGCAUGGCUUUGCUCCCACCUUUUGGCACUGUGGACCCAGUUCCUGGAGACAGUGACACUCCAUCCAGAAGUCACAGCCUAUCUUACUCAGGAGCAUCACACACUAAGGGUAAGAAGAUUCUCAGAAGCAUUCUUUUAUGCUGAGCACCAAAAGCUAGCUGUGCUGACCUUUCAGGAAAGCCUGAUCCAAAGUCAUAGCCAGAUUUCUACUGACGUUCGGAAUUCCGAGUACCUCACCAGCAUGCCCCCUCUGCCAGCCGAAUGCCUGGACAUUGAUGGGGAUGGGAACACAGUUCCGGUGAUUUUUGAAGACAGAUAUGUGGACUUCCCUUACAAAAGUCAAAGUGUGGAUGUUUUCCCAGCUUUUGAGGUUCCUGAGAUGAACGGUACACAAAUGGACUUAAUAAACAACAAGGAGGCUCUUGCAUCAAAUGAUGACAUUGCAUUAGCAAAGGGAGAUUUCAGGAAAGAUACUCUGUUAAUACAUACAGAUAAAAUAAAUGGGAAUGCCCCCUGUAUCUACAGCGAUAUUGCAGCUGAUGCUUAUAUGGCUAAAGCUUUGACCCAGCACUCCACAUCUCAGGCAUAUACAGUCAACAAGGAAGUACAAAGGAAAACGGAUGUAUCCCAUGAAAAUACAUCAGUUUCAAGUAAGGAAAUUGUUUCUGGCUUGGGACUAGGCCUUUUAAAACACAAAGCUGAAGACUUCCAAACGUCAGUGGAUGUUUCAUUAAAAGACGACAGACUUGCUACAGGUGUUACGUGCGUGGAUAUGGAACCUAGCAAUAAGGAUUCCCACGAAAGUGAACCCAUAUUAAUCAUUAGUGCUCUGGGUGACAGUGGAACUAGUGGCCUCUUAGACAGCACUGAGUUAAGUAAAGCAGCUAAAACUGCUAAUUAUGAACAUAUUCUCACUUCGGAUGAACUUGCAUUAAAUGAACUAAACAGUCUUGAAAAACCAGUGGAUCAAGACAACAAGGCUCUGCUACCAGCUUUGAAAGCGUUACCAAUCAGUACUUUUGGUUUAUUAACCCAGACAACAAAAGAUGCCCUGGAGGUGAAGUCAUUUGUGAAGGAGCAAAGAGCCGAAGAAUGUGAAGAGUUUACCCUGACGUCAGGGGUCAUAAAGAGAUCUUCGUCAAUAAUAUCCGACUCGGGCAUUGAAAGUGAACCCAGUUCGGUGGCUUGGUCCGAUGCACGUAGCCGGGCUUUGGAGCUGCCCAGUGACCGUGAGAUGCUGCAGCAGCUGGUACGGAGGCACACCAUACACAGAAACUCUCUAGAGGGUGGGCAAACGGAAAGCAAUACAAGCUUGCCCAGUGGGAUCCAAGCGUCGCUGACAUCAAUUAGCUCAUUGCCGUUUGAGGAAGAAGAGAGGGAAGUAGAACUUACAAAGCUGACCAAAUCCGUUUCUGCACCGCAGAUCAGCAGCCCAGAGGAGCCCACAGACACUGUAGAUCUUUCCAAAUGCAAUAAAGCAAUCUUGGAAGUUGCAGAAGGGCCCUUGAAAAGCUACAUGGAAGUGACGUGCAGAAGCAUAGCAAUAACAGGGAACUUUUCUGACUGUCAGACUGCCAGGGAAAGUGAGCGAUCAGAACCAGACAUGGCCACAGGAGAGCAUCCUAGCACUGCUGUCAAACAAGGUAACUGCAGCGCUGAGCUACCAGAAGAAGUCAAAGAUAAGGAAGGUUUUUCAGAAAGAGUUUGUAGUUUGGAAUAUGCAGGACAACCCGUAAAUCUAAAGCAGUACAGAUGUGAUACCUAUGAAUGCCAGGCAGUGCAGAGAAAUGAAGAGUGCAGCUUGGAAACACAGAGUGUCACCACAUACUCAGACCCCACUAGCGUGCAGUGCGGUGCAUGCAGUGAGGAUCUGAAAGAUGCACUUAAACCUGUACCUGAGGGGUUGAAAAUACGUCAAGACUUUUAUUCCAGUGUUACCAUACUAGACGUCCAGAAUUUCUCACAUGGCCUGAGCGAGGUACCAGAUUUUUGCUACACUGUUCCAGCCUCAUCAGAGACAUCGACUGAAUUUGGUUCAACCAGAGGAGAGUGUGGGAGCCCCGUCGCCAGUGAAACCCUGAUGUCAUGUGAAGAAAUGCAGGGCUUACAAGAAAUUGAACUCGACGACGCAUCUGUGCUGGUGGAUUCUGCAGCAGGAUCUUAUUGUGCCGAAUAUCCUCAGGAAUCAGACAUCGUGGAGCGUCGGCUCGUGGCUAAUGGCAGCACUGGCUUUCAUUCUGUUGCCACAGACGGGUUGGCACUGGAGAGCCGAAAGGCCGUUGAGGUGGUUAACCUGUCUGUUUCUUGCACAGCCACAUGUCUUCCCUUUUCUUCGGUGCUCAAAGAGACUCCUGUGGUGGCUGGCUUCUCUUCAAAGCAGGCUGCUUUCCCUAUUACAUGCCAGCCUUUAGGCUCCUUCGGCGUUGUCCCCUGCACGGCAGAUGAUGUGGAGGAAGAGGCCAAUGAAAGGAUGCUUAGUUUUUAUCAGGCCAAAGAAAAGUUUAAAAAAGAACUGAAGAUUGAAGGAUUUCUGUACAGUGACUUAUCUGUACUAGCUUCUGAUAUCCCAUAUUUUCCACCAGAGGAAGAGGAAGAAAAUUUGGAAGAUGGAAUUCACCUGGUUGUCUGUGUCCAUGGACUGGAUGGGAACAGCGCAGACCUGCGACUAGUAAAGACUUUUAUAGAACUGGGACUCCCUGGUGGAAAGCUGGACUUCCUAAUGUCUGAAAGAAACCAGACUGAUACUUUUGCUGAUUUUGAUUCAAUGACGGACCGAUUACUGGAUGAAAUUAUUCAACAUAUCCAGUUGUACAACCUCUCCAUCUCCCGAAUAAGUUUCAUUGGUCAUUCCCUCGGUAACGUCAUCAUCCGAUCAGUACUAACUCGGCCCAGGUUUCGCUAUUACCUCAACAAGUUACACACCUUCCUGUCCCUCUCUGGGCCUCACCUAGGGACCCUUUACAACAACAGCACUUUGGUUAGUACAGGCCUAUGGCUCAUGCAGAAGCUGAAAAAAUCAGGGUCACUUUUGCAGCUGACCUUCAGGGACAACGCAGAUCUGCGCAAAUGUUUUCUGUACCAGCUCAGCCAAAAACCAGGUCUUCAGUACUUUAAAAAUGUUGUACUGGUGGCAUCUCCCCAGGAUCGAUAUGUCCCAUUCCAUUCAGCGAGGAUAGAAAUGUGCAAAACCGCACUUAAAGACCGGCACACAGGUCCCAUUUAUGCAGAGAUGAUAAACAACCUGCUCCAGCCUUUGGUCGGGGUGAAGGACUGCACUUUAAUCAGACACAACGUGUUCCAUGCACUCCCCAACACUGCCAACACGCUGAUCGGACGGGCUGCCCACAUAGCCGUGCUGGACUCUGAACUUUUCCUGGAGAAGUUUUUCCUCGUGGCAGGACUCAACUACUUCAAAUAGCGCCUGAAGCACUGGGUAACAAAGGAAAAGCAGAGUGUUCAGUGGCAUAGAAGCCCUUAGCCAAAAGAGCUCAGUAUUGGAAAUGAGUAACAUGCACGUGAUGAGGUGGGACCCUCACACUCCUCCCAUUUUCAUUUAUGUUUCAGAGAAUAAAGUCCUGUGGCUUUAAGGUAUUCCAACUUCCAAAUAUUGGUGCUUUUGGAAGACAUAAAUAUUCAUGGUCAGUUUCCAUGUUCUCUUUUGAUUGUUCACCUAAGACAAAAGCCACUUCUGAAACAGAGAACAAAAAUAAGAAGGCCAACUCUAUAGAUGUGACUGAACCAACAUGAUUCCGACCUCUGUUAAAUAUCAACUUUGAUUUCACGCUCAUGUAAUAAGAAAGCUAUACAUCUGUAGCACUUUUGUUGGGGGUAGUUAAUACAAGAGAAAACAAGCAUAUGUGAACUCAGGUUAAAACCUCCUUUUUGAUGAACUGGACAAUAUGAAAAAUAUGUAUGUGGUCAGAAUCCUUGAUAGCAUCAGUGGUUCCAUUUGUCUAAAGAAAAUGCAGAGAUGGUUCCAUUAUCCAUACCCAUUUGUAACAUUCAUACGUUCUUGGCAUGGAAAGGGAGAGAAGAAACAUUUAAAUAAAAGGAAGGAGUCUUUAUAAAGCCUUUAAAAAGCUCCAUGUCAUAUGAAAUAAAUGAACUCAAGAUAGAAGCAAUCAAAGCAAGAGGAGUCUAUUGGAAUAAUCAUGGGAUACAGUCAUCGUCUGUUAACCUCUCUUCUGUUUACAUUUAUGGACUAACAUUGGUUUUGCUUGUCUUUAUAACCAAGGUACAUUUUUUAUUUUUUAAAUUCAUACCUACCUACAUUGGCCCCAAUGUUAAAAAAUGUUGGUAUUCUGAGCUGUAUUCAAAGUCAUGCCAAUUAAUAGUUCUACCAAACCAAUCAAAGGUAGUAGGCUGUAGCUUUUCAAAAGAAGGUUGUGAAAUGCUUCAAAAUACAGGGCUCUUCUAUUGUGCCCUUUCUGAAAUAUGUUAGUCCCACCUGGAACGCUGUAUGCAGUCCUGACUACCACAGCACUAAAGGUGGGAGAAAAUUUUUAAAGAGAAAUUAUUUAAAAUAUCCAAGUUGUUUCCCAAGGUUCAAAAUUGACCCACUUUCCACUUUUUCCAUUUUUGGGUGUGUUUUUAUUGAAAUUUUUAUCAAAGAUAUGAUCAAAAUUCUCAGUGUUAAAUUUUGAUAAUGAUUUCAGUAAGUUUUCUUAAUGUAUUUGAUCAAUUGUCAAUAAAAAUAAGUCACCUCAAUUUUUGCAAAAAAAAAAAAAAAUUGCAAAAUGGGGAAAAAUCAACAGCCCUUCAUGAAAGAUUUUGCUUUUGAAAGAAGGCAACUUUGUAAUGACAACUGUUGUGUUCAGAAAAAUGAGCAGCUCUUCAUACAGUAGAUCUUGUAGGGUGUGCCGUGCAGAACUACGAAGAUUGUAGCAGAUGUCAAGAAUUAAAUGAUGAGUUAAGGUGAAUGAAAUUAUGUUCCCUGAAAGAGGAGAUUUCAAAGAGCUCUAAGGGAAACUUUGAAAUUUUAUGACAGGUUUCAGAGUGGUAACCAUAUUAGUCUGUAUCAGCAAAAACAAGGAGUCCUUGUGGCACCUUAGAGACGAACACAUUUAUUUAUGCACACAUAAAUUUAUUAGUCUUUAAGGUGCCACCAGGACUCCUCGUUGUUGUUUUUUUUUUAAAUAUUGUGAAAAACAAGAUGGAAUUUAGGCAGAAUAUUUACUGAACAGGGUCAUUAGCAAAUGGAACUUCUGUGGCAAGCAAAUGAUGCAAAAAUAUGAAUAGGCUUAACACCAGUGUUUGAUUCUAGAUACGAAGGACAGGGCUGAUGGUGCUAAUAAUAAGAAGGUGGGAUUAAGAUCAGCAGAAAAUGGGCAGGUAUGCUGGGCCUGGACACCAUUUUCUGUCCCUUAAAGGUCAUGUUGAAAUGAAAUAGAAAUAGUAAGCAUUUAUAUAGCAUGUUUGGAAACAUUAAAUAUUAAUCAACACUCCAGUGAGACAUAUGGGACAUUAUCAUCCUCACUUCACAGAUGGAUAGCUUAAAGCUGAGAGGCUAUAUGACUUGCCCAAGGCUAUAAAGGGAGUCCGUGUCAGAGCCAGGACUGGAACUGAGGAAUCCUGGCUCCCAGUUCUGUACUCAUACCACCAGCUCAUACCUCUGCUUCUGCAAUUUUAGUGCCAGCUAAACUUAUUUACUACACAAUUUAUCUCCUUCUGCGUAAAUAUUUGUAUGAAAGUUCUAACAAUAAUUAUAACGGUGUAUAUAGGAUUGGGUUUCAUAUAGACAGAAGGUAGUCUUUUUGCAUUUAUUUAAUUUUUAUGCCAGAAAAUAAUUUAUACAGAAAAGGUGUUAUUUAGUUCCAUCUCUUCUACUUGAAUAUUUAUAACAUUCAAUUUGCUAGUACUCAGUGAGUCAGGCAGAACCCUGGACAGUAAUGAUUCCUACAUUCAAACCAAUGGUUUCUGACCUUGGAACAGUUUUGCCUUGCAUUUGUCCAUUAGGCAUGACACCCUGCCUUUAUUCUGUGUGUGUGUGUGUGUGUGAGAGAGAGAGAGAGAGAGAGAGAGAGUGUGUGUAUGCAAGUGCACAGGCAUGUGACACUCCUAAGCCAAUAGGAGUUUUGCAUAAAACGAGUGGCAAGAGUGCCCCUAUGUAAUAUUCAUUAAGGGCCUGAUCCAAAGUCAAUGGGAAUCUUGCCAUUGAUUUCAAUGGGAGUUGGAUUAGGCCCAUACAACCUGGUCCCUUGAAGAACAUUACAGACAGCUGCCGUGGUUCUGAGAUAAAGCCUAGAAAUGUCAUUCUUUUAAAAUGACUGGUUGUAGAUUUUAUUUUCCUUGUGCUGCCAGAAUGUUGUGAGAAAUAUUGGCAGUAACAGUCCAGCUUGAUGUUGAUUUGAAGCUAUCAGGUGUCUUGGGGUUUUGUUUGUUUCUUUGUUUCUUUGUUUGUUUUAAUUGGGAUGCUGUCUUUGUAAAGACCCUGAGUAGUAUAAAACCUAUCUUACCUACAAGUAUGUAUUACAGAUGUGCAGAAAAUACAUGCAGCCAUUAUAAUGUAUAUAACAUCUUAAAUGUUUGAACAUUAUUAAACUUAUAAAUUUGGA